UUAUAGGUUAAGCUCAUUAUUUUAACUAACACAAAGAAGAAGUCCUAUAAACAGAACUUGGCAAACUGCUGAACGUUAGUUGAUUUCUCUUUAUUUUUUAAUCUGUUUACAAGUUGAAGAAAAUGAUCCAUUUGAGGAAGUCCAGUGUGAGUAAAUAGAAACUCUCCUUUUCUUUUCUUUCAAUAUUUAAAGGCACACAUAUGAGUACAAAUAUUAACAUUUUAUUAUUUUAAUUCACCUGGUUUUAUAUCAUUAUCAAAGUCAGGAUGGAGACACUGUUCUCCUGUUCUACUGCAACACACUUGUUCAUAAUCACAUAAAUAUAAAUCUGAACUUUUAUCCUCCUUUGAUGAUCAUCAGCUGCUGAACUUUAGUCAUCUUACCUCUGGAGUGACAGGAGAAUGAGCUGCUGUUUUGAAUCAAUAAUAUUAUUUUAACUAUCAUACAAGUCAUAAAUGCAUUUGUACCAUGAUUUUUAUGUUUAGUUUCAAGACUGAGAUACUUGAUCAGAACAUAAUGACACACGGCCCACUAACACCUUCAACUCGUCCUUUUACCUUCUCAAACCUGUCAUUCGUUCAUGGUGCAGAUGUAAAGUUGUGGUAUUGGUACUUAAACAUUUAGCUAGCUAAGUCUUAAAUCAUUCUUCCUCUCUGGUGUUCAGCCUUAAUGUAAAUGUAAAUGCAGCAGUUGGAGUGAAAAUCCAGCAGAGGGCGCUCUGAGCCAGGGCAGCAGUGUCGCUGCUGCUGUGCUUUAUUUAAACCAUUAAACUCAUGCCUGUGUUUGAUUAACGAUUAUUCAGGUCAUCAGAGCUGUUGCAGUGGUUCACUCUGAAAUGACGGUUCACAUCAGCAGUAACGACACCUGGUUACAACAAUCGCUAAAAAUUAAUAUUGAAUCGUGUGUAAUUUUGCCAAAACAAUGUUGGAUUUGGUUGGUUUUCCUGGUCCCCUUCCCAGAGUGACAUGGUCUCCUUGCUGGCUGUCUAAGUGGUGUCCAGAAAACUGUGUGGGCUUUAUAGAUAAUUAGCAAACUUUCUGGAGGAAACCUGGUCUUGUUAGGAGAGACAGUAUCUGUCCCACUUUGGGUGCAGCAGUUCGUAUUUAUUAAACCCCCCAAAAUGUGACUAUCCAGAGUUGGGACCAGGAAGCAGAGUUGCAGUUUUACAUGCCUCACUGCAGCUUGUCUCCUCCUGUUAUCCACUCAUCCCCUUAGAGACUAUGUAUGCUCAAAAAAGAAAAAGAAAAAAAACAAAAAUCAUCAAUAAAUGAUUUAAACAUAAAAAUCUCAAAAAAAAACAAUAUAUUUGCACCAAAGACUAAAACAGUAAACAUUAGGUCUCCCUCUUCUAAGUGUCUGUUAGUACAUGAAUUAAUAAGUAAUUAACAAAGUGAUUUACUCUGCCUGACAGAAACCUGGGUACAGCAGGAUAAUUAUGUUAGCUUAAAUGAAUCAGUACCCCUGAGUCAUACUAAUUCUCAGAAUCCUCGAAGUGCAGGCUGAGGAGGGGGUGUGGCAGCAAUCUUCCACUCUAACAUAUUAAUCAACCACGAGACCCAGACAGAGUUUAAAUUUAUUUGAAAGCCUGACACCCAGCCUUGACCACCCUAUCUAGAAAACUCAAAAGUCUGAUUUCUUAUAUGGAACCAGCUUCCAGUUUGAAGUCAGGAGACAGACACUAUCUCUACUUUUAAGAUUAGGCUUAAAACUUUCCUUUUUGAUAAAGCAUAUAGUUACGGCUGGACCAGGUGACCCUGAAUCCCUUAAUUACGCUGUAAUAGGUCUAUGCUGCUGGGGGAUUCCCAUGAUGUGUGAAAGGUUUCUUCUUCAGUCACCUUUUAGUUAUUAUAAAUCUCUGGCUCUCUUCCUCAGCAUGUCUUUGUCCAGUCUUCCUCCCCUCACCCUCAACUGGUCACGGCACAUGACCGCACCACCCUGAGCCUGGUUCUGCUGGAGGUUUCUUCCUGUUGAAAGGGAGUUUUUCCAUCCCCUUGUUGCCAAAACACUUGCUCAUAGGGGGUCAUAUGAUUGUUGGGGUUUUCCCUGUUUUCUUUGUUUUAUUGUAGGGUCUUUAUAUUACGACAUAAAGCACGCUGAGGCAACGUUUGUUGUGAUUUGGCGCUGUAUAUUUGAAACUGAAUUGAAAAGUAAUAUUUUCUAGUGUUUGUUUGCUUUUCUAAGUUGGAAAAAGGGACACAGUUCAAAUCACGUUUUUAUGUAUGUAAGAGGAAACUGAAUAGUGUAACAUUCCUGAUGCACACCAAUACAGCCCAUAACACAAAUAUAAAAACACAUUACACAAUAUAACCUGUUCCCGUACAAUUACAGUGUAUUUACAACAUAAGAUGGAGAAUUUCUGUUUGUUUGUUGUUGUUGUUGUUGUUUCCACUGAAACUUAAAAUUAAUUAAUAAAUUAUUUAAACACUACUUAAAAAUUACUCAGGCCCUACAUAAAAUGACUAAUAGUAUCAUUUCUGUUUGCUUUCCUGUAAAAUACUCAGAAGUUACGUACAACUUCAAAUUGCUUAUUCACUCCUUCUAAUGGACAGAACACAGAGAGUCAGGAUUAUACAGUUUAAGUAAUUAUUAGCCCCUAUUUUCAGUGUAUAAACCACUAAGUUUUUCUAGGUACAAACAAGUACAUUGUAGUUUCAAGUAAAAUACAUGGAAAUUCCACUUGAUUCUAGGGAAAUUAAACCCUUUGUCAUUGAGCGUAUUAUAAAGUGUUCCCUUACCCACCACCUGUCAGAGGUGGAGCAACACCUGAAAGACGAGGGCUUCAGUGUCAGAGGCGAGACCUGAAAGUUAAAGCGAGAGCUGCACCUCAGCAAAUCUGUUUCUCCUCAAAGGAACCUUAAACUAAGCUCAUCCAGCCUUUUUCAACAGCACAGCAGAGCUUCUGUCCAGCACUGGGUCUGAUAAGCUCCCCACUUUGUGCCUGACACGCCUGCAGGGAGAUUCAACUGAGUCUAUCAGAUUUUCCUCAACAACACAGCAGAGUCUCUACAAACAGCAAGUGCAGACAUGUCUGCUGCCAGCUGUCUCCUAUCUGAAGAUCAGUUUCUGUGCUCCAUCUGUCUGGAUGUCUUCACUGAUCCAGUCUCCACACCAUGUGGACACAACUUCUGCAAAAACUGCAUCAGUCAACACUGGGAUAUCAGUGACAGGUGUCAGUGUCCCAUGUGUAAAAAGGUGUUUGAGACCAGACCUGAACCGCAUAUCAAGACUUUAAUGUCUGAGAUGAUUUCUCAGUUCAGACAUGAAGCUCAGCAUAAAGUCAACAGCAGCAACUCAGAGCAACAAGCUGCCAAACCAGGAGAAGUUCCCUGUGACAUCUGCACUGGAACCAAACUGAAGGCCCUGAAGUCCUGCCUGGUGUGUCUGGCCUCCUACUGUCAGACUCACCUGGAGCCUCACCUGGCAGCUUCACGUCUGAAAAGACAUCAGCUGAUCGAUCCUGAGGAGAACCUGGAAGGCAGGAUGUGUAUGAAGCACAAUAAACCUCUGGAGCUGUUCUGUAAGACCGAUCAGACAUGUGUCUGCGUGCUCUGCUCUGUUAUAGACCACAAGACUCAUGAGUUUGUUCCUCUGAGAGAAGAAUAUGAAGGAAAGAAGGCAGAACUGGGGAAGACUGAGACUGAAAUUCAACAGAUGGUCCAGAAGAGACGACUGAAGAUUCAGGAGAUCAAAGAGUCAGUGAAGAUGAGUAAAGAUGCUGCAGACAGAGAGAAAGCAGAAGGUGUUCAGGUCUUCACUGCUCUGAAGGAGUCUGUUGACAGACGCCUGAACGAGCUCGUGAAGCAGAUUGAAGACAAACAGGAAACAACAGAGAAACAGGCUCAAGGUUUCAUCAAAGAUCUGGAACAGGAAAUCUCUGAGCUGAUGAAGAGAAGCUCUGAGGUGGAGCAGCUCUCAUGCUCUAAAGACCACCUCCACCUCCUCCAAAGAUUCUCCUCUCUGAAAGCUGCUCCAACCACCAAAGACUGGACAGAGGUCAGUAUCCAUCCACCAUCAUAUGAGGGGACUGUGGUGAGAGCUGUGGUGAGAGCUGUGGAUCAGCUGAAGGAGACACUCAGUAAAGACAUGAAGAAUCUGUUUGAUGCUGAGUUGAAGAGGGUCCAGCAGUAUGCAGUGGAUGUGACUCUUGAUCCUGAUACAGUAAAUCAUCAUCUCAUCUUGUCUGAUGAUGGAAAGCAAGUACACUGUGGUGAAGAAGAGAAUGAUCUUCCAGACAACCCAAAGAGAUUUUCUGAAGAGCUUGUCGCUUUAGGAAAGCAGAGUCUCUCUUCAGGCAGAUUUUAUUUUGAAGUUCAGGUUAAAGAAAAGACUGAAUGGGCUUUAGGAGUAGUCAGAGAGUCAGUCAACAGGAAACAAGAAAUCACACCGAGUCCCGAGAAAGGUUACUGGACUGUAGGAGUAUAUGAAAACAUUUGUGUGGCUCUUGAGGAUCCUGAAGUCCGUCUCCUGCUUCAGUCUUAUCCUGAGAAGGUGGGGGUGUUUGUGGAUUAUGAGGAGGGUCUGGUCUCCUUUUAUGAUGUAGAUUGUGCAGUUCUUAUCUACUCCUUUACUGGCUGCUCCUUCACCGGGAAACUCUACCCAUUCUUCUGUCCCGGGGUCAAUGAUGACGAUGAUAACUCUGCACCUCUGAUCAUCUGUCCUGUCAAUCAGUCAGUCCAAUCUUUUUCCAUGGGGAAUGUGGAUCAAUCAAAGUUUAAGCCAAGCCAGAGAAGAAGUCCUAAAAACAGAACCCAGCAAAAUGCACCUGAUGAAGACCAUGAGAUUCAGUCAGAAGCUGCAGAACAAGCUGACCUUUAGUUGAUUCCUGUUUUUAAACUAUUCCCAAGUUUCAGAAAAUUUACCGUCCAUGGACAUGAGUACAAAUGUUAAAAUUUAAUCAUUUUCAUUCACCUGGUGUGAAAUAUCAUAAACAGGAUGGAGAAACUGUUCUGUUGUUCUAACAUGUACAACACACUUGUUCACAAUGAAAUGAAUAAAGAUUGGAACUUUCA
Molecule: messenger RNA, 5009 nt
Organism: Oreochromis niloticus (Nile tilapia)
Lineage: Eukaryota; Metazoa; Chordata; Actinopteri; Cichliformes; Cichlidae
Product: E3 ubiquitin-protein ligase TRIM21
Exons: 3
Coding region: 3025-4815 (596 amino acids)
Molecular function (GO): protein binding; zinc ion binding
Source: RefSeq, a predicted model, not a curated record